CUUCAGGUCCAGAAAGAAAUAGAAAGAAAAUAAGCCAAGGAGCUAGAAAGAUGGUUCCUCAGUUUGCCUAUUGCAUCCUUUUCCUCAACCUUUUGCUUUUCAUGUGUGCACACGGCAUCAGGGAUGACAUUACUGAUCAAGAACUGGAGAAGAAGAAAUUUUCAGAAGAGUAUUCUUUAGAGACAGGGAAAAUAACUAAAGAAAAAUUUUCCCACAAGAAAUUCCAUUCCCAGAUCGAAAGAGAUACUAAUAAAGUGAUAAAAAACAAUUCUCUACAAUUAUAUUACAGCAUUUUGAAUGAAAUUAUUGGAAAAAUACCUUUAUGGCGCCAUCCUCCAGGGUCAGCAGAAGAAUCAUCAGCCAAGACUGUAUCAAAAUGUGAAAAUUUCGUUGUUGAUUAUAUACAAGCUUCAUAUGUAGGUCUCUUCACUCUACACAGCUUACACAAGGGAAAAAUCAUUCCCAUCUACUUCCCCAUUGAUGAUUAUUCUUCCACUUUCCCUCCCUUCAUGUCGAAGAAAAUUGCUGAUUCUUCCACUCUGAAAAAUCCCCAGAAAGUCUGCGAAAUUACAUCAUCCGAUGAUCAAGAACACACAAGAUUCUGUGCUACGUCCCUGAAAUCCAUGCUUGAUUAUAUUCGUUUGGUUUUCAAAUCGGAUGAAGGAUUUAAAGUGGUGGAAACCAUCCACUAUCCUUCAUUAUCAACUGCUUUAUUACAAGACUAUGUUGUCGUUGAAACUGUGCAGGAGAUUGAAGGUUCUGGCAAGGUAUUUUGUCAUCCAAUGAAUCGUUCUUUCUAUUGUCAUUUUGAUGAUGAACAUGCAAGGGUUUUCAAGAUCUCACUGGGUGGUGAAAAUGGAGAUCAAGUAGAAGCUAUUGCUGUUUGCCAUAUGAACACUUCACAGUUGAGUCCUGAUCUUAUUGCUUUUCGUUUGCUUCCUGUCAAGCCUGGGUCUCCUUUCUGCCAUUUCUUGCCUGCAGGUCAUCUUGUUUGGGUUCACUCUCCUACUAUAACUUAUGUAGCUUAGUUCCUAUUUAAGAAGUUGAGUUUUGUUUUUUCAGCUUGUGUUUUGCUUUGUAAAAUGUGUUAAAUGGGUGAUCCUCAUGUGAAAAAAAUAAUGGAUUUACACCAAGUGUUUAAUAAAACAUGGUACUUCGAUAUAA
This is a messenger RNA of Manihot esculenta (cassava), 1164 nucleotides long. RefSeq names its product BURP domain-containing protein BNM2A. The record is from RefSeq and is a predicted model, not a curated record. Lineage: Eukaryota; Viridiplantae; Streptophyta; Magnoliopsida; Malpighiales; Euphorbiaceae. Bases 51 to 1028 code for a protein of 325 amino acids. The transcript has 2 exons.